Molecule: messenger RNA, 2682 nt
Organism: Neospora caninum
Lineage: Eukaryota; Apicomplexa; Conoidasida; Eucoccidiorida; Sarcocystidae
Exons: 8
Coding region: 1-2682 (893 amino acids)
Source: RefSeq, a predicted model, not a curated record
AUGCGCGACUCCUCGUCGGCCUCCCCGGCGUCCAUUUCCGUCACGCUUGCUGCGCAGGAGCGUCUCGCCAUCACAGCGCCGUCAGCAGCGUCGUUGCCGCCUUCCUCUUCUCUUCUCACGCGUCGCCAAGACCAGGCGGACCGUCUCCUUCAGGCGAUUGCAGAGCUGACAACCAUGGACGACUGUCUCGCGUUCUUCUCCGACAACAGAAACCAGUUGCGGCCCAACGUCUUUCUUGCUCUUCUGAAGCGCAUGCAGUUGAUUGCGACCGCGCAUCUGGCGAAACAAGCGUCAAGGAGUGACGCGAAGAAGAUGAAGCGAAUAGCUCACGGCCAGUCUGCUGUGUGUGACAACGCGGAGUGCCCACCGGAGUCCUCGCAGGAGUGUUCUUCCUCGACUCCAUCUGGUGUGCGCCCGCCUCGUCCAAAUGUCUUUCGCGCCUACUUUCACAGGCAUCCGCGGUUUCGAGAGGUACAACGGCUUCUCCUAAGCAAAGUCGACUCGUUUCCCGUGGCAGAUCUUCUCUCAGCCCUUGACAUCCUUCAGCAACUGAACGUUUGCCCGCGCCUUCUCCUUCGCGCCGCUGCGCCUCUGCUUCUCCAGGAGCUGCCCCGGCUCUCUCUCGAGCAGGUCGUCCAACUCCUUGCGGUGUACGUCCACCCCAACAGCUCCGGUCCGCACGGCCAGCCCAGCAUGGGUGCCGGUGCCUCCACUGUCGCGAGAGAAGUGACGCAUUGGCUGCAUGCAUGCGGUGGACGCCUAGGAAAACUGGGUAGCGGGCUCCUCGCUGACCUCGCCGACGCGGGAAGUCGGAUGCCCAUUAAUCAAGUGGCCCUUUUGCGGCUCCUCCUUUCACCAGUCCGGCAGCGCAUGCAUACCAUGAACGCCAAGCAGCUUUCCCUGGUUCUGCAUGCGUACGCCAAGCAUCCGAGCGCAGGCGAUGAUUUUGUGCUUCACCAGGGGCUUACGCUUCUCCUUUCUCGCCACUCGAUUCCCGCCAUGUCGCUUCCCGCGACGCUUCGGUGUGUCUGGGCUGCAGCCGCGGCGUGUGGCCCGAGCAGCGUCGGAUGCCCAGGGCGCAGCGCCGCUCCUUCGCUUCAGAGACAACAACACAGUGAACACUUGAAGCUUUUGGAACUCCUUCUGAAGCGUGCGGAGCCUGCUCUCCUGCGACAAGCAGAUCAACUCGACGGCCAGGCGGUCGCUACACUCGUCUGGGCAUGCAGUCGAGGGAGUGCUUGUCUCGGAUCUCCCGCGCUGCUUCAAAUGCUUCACCGCCGAACUCUGAGGGUCCAUUGUCAGAUGAGUCCGCAAGGCCUGUCAAACACCCUCUGGGGCUUUGCCACCACACUCGGUCGCAUUGUCGAUAUCCGGUCAUCUUCCGAGGGAGACGGCACUCCAGCGCGCGUGUCUGACGGAGGCACAGACAGCCGCAGUGCCUCGCCUCCGCAAAGGCUACAGAGGUCUGCCGACGACUCUGCAGAAGCGAACGACUUUGCGACUCCGUCCCUUCCGUCUCCUCUCGGCAGCCGAAGCACACGAUCGAACGGGGAUGUUUCCGAUUCGAAAGCCCCUGCCUCGUCUGUGAGCGGAGAGGCUCUCUGCGUCGCUCUCCUUCAGCAUGUGGAGCCUCAGGUGCUGCGGUCUCUAGCUCGGUUUGAGCCGCAAGACUUGGCAGUCCUGUCGGCAGCCUACGCCUUGCUCCGCUGUGGGAGCGAGGCGCUGCACGCCUCCGUACAGCAACUGAUCACGGAAAACUGGGCAGAGGAACUGAGUGCCGACCAGCUGGUGCGAAUUGUGCAUGCGUAUGCCGUUCUACGUGGGAGCAGUCGCAUGUUCAGCGCUAUCCAAGUCAAUCUCCUGCGACGGCUUGAAACCUUCACCGUCCAUGGCCUCUGCGACGUCGUUUGGAGCUACGUGGUUAUGCGUUAUCUGGACGCCCAGUUUCUAGAGAUGUGCCUCUCCCUUAUCCCCCUCGACCGAGUGGCUGGUGACGAUCGAUGCGCCUUGCUUUACCCUGCGGCUUCGGAGAUUGCGCUAGCAUUGCCUACGAUGGACCAAAUUCGUCUCCAACGCAUGCGCAAGUACACUCGAGAGGCUUUCUGGGAGACGCAGCUGUUUGACUUCCCUUCCGCCUUCGCCGCCUCAGUUGCCCAGACCGCUCGCCUGUUACGGGGCCUGCCCUCUGUGUCCAGCCCCGCCUCUGUGGGGUCCAACAAGACUCGUGUGGGAGAGACCGCAGGCGAGCUUCUGGACGAUGACAGCGACGAGAUCGCACCGGGGAACGAGACGAGCACCGCCUCUAUCGACGGCACUUCUGGAUUUCCCUUGGGUGCGAAUGGUGUUGCUGAAGCAUUCGACUUUGAAGGGUACUUGAUAGAUGUGUGGUUGCAGCAAACGUCUGAAAAAAUGAGUACAAGUCGCCUAGAAGACGAGGACACGAGUGGCGUUUCAAACGAUCAGACGAUAUCUGCAGAGAGCGUCCACAACAUUUCUGAAGCGGCGGAGGACAACGAGAGGUUCAAGGCCCUACUGGAGGGUGGCGUGGCUGUACUCUGUCACACACAUGCAACUGUACACCGAGAGACGGGGAAGCCGCUGGGGCCAGCUAUCAUGCGCCACCGGUACCUCAAACGAAGGAAUGUUGCCUACUACAGAAGUGCGGAUGGCCUAUUUGUCUAA